CCACCUCCAAGCUCCAACGACAACCUCCACAUCGUCUUCCUCUCCGCGCUCCCGUCCUCUCCACCUCUCGCUCCCACCUCCACCUCCACCGCCACCGCUACCACAGCCUCUCCCCUCGCCACGCCACGCGUUCCCGCCCCGUGCAUGAAACCCUAGCCCUCCUAAACCCCACCUCACUCCCCGAGCCAUCCCCUCACUCCCCGCGUCGGCGAUGGCCAAGGCGCUGCUCUCCUCCUCCCUCCUCCCCGCGCUGCCCCGCGCCGCCGGGGGCAGCGCGAGCAGGCCGCUGCUGCUCCCGCCGCUCCGUCUGCGGCGCGGCGGCCGGCGCGCCGCCUCCGCGUGCGCGGUGAGGGCGGGCCUGCACGGGCUCGACUCCGUCGGCGGGCCCCACCUCCAGGCCACGCUGGAGCGCGCCGAGGCGGCGCUCUACACGCUCGCCGACGCCGCGGUCGCCGCGGCGGACGCGGGGGGCGACGCCGGCGAGGCGGCUGCGGCGGCGGUCCAGAAGAACGGCGGCUGGUUCGGCUUCAUCUCCGAGGCCCUCGAGGUCGUGCUCAAGGUCCUCAAGGAUGGUCUCUCUGCAGUUCAUGUGCCAUAUGCCUACGGGUUUGCCAUCAUUCUGCUCACUAUCAUUGUUAAGGCGGUGACGUUGCCUCUAACCAAACAGCAGGUGGAGUCGACUCUGGCAAUGCAGAAUUUACAGCCGCAGCUUAAGGCAAUCCAGCAGAGAUAUGCGGGCAAUCAGGAAAGGAUACAGCUAGAGACUGCUCGGUUAUACAAGCAAGCUGGUGUCAACCCUUUAGCAGGAUGUUUUCCAACAUUGGCGACAAUACCUGUAUGGAUUGGUCUUUACCAGGCACUUUCAAAUGUAGCAAAUGAGGGGCUGUUCACAGAAGGAUUUUUCUGGAUUCCGUCACUGGGAGGUCCUACAACAAUUGCAGCUCGGCAAAGUGGUUCUGGAAUUUCGUGGCUCUUCCCAUUUGUGGAUGGUCAUCCUCCGCUAGGCUGGCAUGACACCAUAUGCUACCUUGUAUUGCCUGUGCUACUUGUUGCUUCUCAGUAUGUCUCUAUGGAGAUCAUGAAGCCACCUCAGAGUGAUGACCCAUCACAGAAGAACACACUGCUCAUUUUGAAAUUUCUUCCAUUUAUGAUUGGCUGGUUCUCUUUGUCAGUGCCGUCAGGAUUGUCUAUUUAUUGGCUUACAAACAAUGUCCUCAGCACAGCCCAGCAAGUUUGGUUACGGAAAAUGGGUGGAGCAAAGCCUGUAGUGAGUAAGGGAGGUAGUGGGAUAAUUACAGCAGGACGAGCAAAACGCUCUAAUGCUGAACCAGCUGGAGAGAGGUUUAGGCAGCUAAAAGAAGAAGAGAACAGGAGAAAACUCAGCAAAGCACUUGCUGCAGGAGAUUCAGAUGCAUCAUCAUCAACAUAUGACAUGGAGGAUGAAGAAUUAGAUGAUGAGACCACAGAAGAGCAGGGAGGACCUGUGGAGGAAGCAUCCAGUACUGGCAGUGACAAGAAACUUCCAAGUUACUCGGGGAAGAAGGGCAAACGAUCCAAGAGGAAGCGCAUGGUGCAGUAAUCGUUACAGCCUAAUUGGAUGCAUUUUUUGUCACAACUGUUUGCUAUUGCAGGUUAAUUUAGUUGACCAGUUAGGUGCCACAGUUGAUCUCGGAGACAGUUUUGGUGGUCUGUUGGAGGCCUAUAUUUGAGGUGCAGACAAAUAGACGAUUUCCGGGGUCACAGGUGAGCUCAGUAUAUGCUAGGCCUGAGGGUAAUGGACAGGAGAACAGGAGUCGGGUAUAUGGGCAAGCAGAGAUACAGGAAUCUGUAGAAGUAGAUAAGAUACUCUGGUGUAUUCUGUACAAGUUGGGUUCCAAAAUUGGGCAGGAUCUGGAUACCAUUCAUAUGCGUUGUUGUAUUUGUUUUCCUCUUGUAACCUAAUAAACCAUUGUUUGGACUUUGGAGGGUAUAUUGCGCAAGCUGACAACCAUCCAGUCAUACAAAUAAGUUUAAUUCAACCUGUCAGAAUUGUUAAGAAAAUGGACUUGCUCAAUAGAGGAAGCAGUAUGCAUUUGGCUC
Sorghum bicolor (sorghum) is the source of this 2079-nucleotide messenger RNA. RefSeq names its product inner membrane protein ALBINO3, chloroplastic-like. The coding region runs from base 212 to 1579 and encodes 455 amino acids. The transcript has 12 exons. Lineage: Eukaryota; Viridiplantae; Streptophyta; Magnoliopsida; Poales; Poaceae. Gene Ontology annotation, molecular function: membrane insertase activity. Gene Ontology annotation, cellular component: chloroplast thylakoid membrane. The record is from RefSeq and is a predicted model, not a curated record. Gene Ontology annotation, biological process: thylakoid membrane organization; protein insertion into membrane; protein localization to chloroplast.